Anneissia japonica is the source of this 2822-nucleotide messenger RNA. RefSeq lists its product as uncharacterized. The annotation marks the transcript as partial. The transcript is spliced from 12 exons. Gene Ontology annotation, molecular function: protein binding. The record is from RefSeq and is a predicted model, not a curated record. NCBI's taxonomy places the organism in Eukaryota, Metazoa, Echinodermata, Crinoidea, Comatulida, Comatulidae. Gene Ontology annotation, biological process: signal transduction.
AUAAAUAAAGGGAUUUUUUUCUCGUACCCCCAGACUAGUUUUCACUAUUUUUGCAAAUCCAUCAAACCAUGGGAUCAAACGAAACGCUAGCCUGUUUAAUCGACGGACUUCAACGCAAGUCUGACACAUUGCUGCUCCAUUGAGUUUGAGUAAGAGGGAAUUCCCGAACCAUCCAGACGGUGCCCAACAAGGUAUUUCAAAAUGCUUCGAUAUUACGCAGUUUUCUACCAGUAGUGUACGUUUAAACCAAGCUUAAAUAAGAGUUUAUGUAUGUUUGAUGUUUUAACAUGGCUGAUAGUCAUAAACACUUCAUUGUUCAUGUAGACUUUGAGGUGCCCGGAGGCCCUUACAAACACCAAAAGAUAUUGGCAGGAACAAUUCUGAAGUGUAGACAAGAUCCUGCUCAUGAAUAUGUUUUGCAUGCAGAAUCCCUGGAUUCAGAGACUGGGUUAUAUUUUACUUUUACGGGAAACAAGAAUAUUGAACAAAUUUACAAUGAAUAUGUUGAUUAUUUACUUGCAAUCUCCAAUCUUAGGAAGAGAUUAUCAUCUUUUCUUAAUAAGCAUAAACUUAAAGGAGCUGUGGAAGUAAAGGUCGGUGAUGCUGUUCAGGUGGUUUUGAAAGAACCCACAUAUGAACUGUUUUUUGCUGAAGCUGUAUUAAGGUACAAAGGCAACCCUGUUUCAACUAAAGGAAUUUUAUUUGGGGUUGAACUCCUUUCACAUAGAGGGCUAGGUACCACAGAUGGAACAUUUUGCAAGAAAGAAUAUUUCAAAUGUGAAGACAAUAGUGGAAUGUUUGUGCCAUUUGACAAAUUGAUUUUUGAUGAAUCAUCAGCAAGACAGGAACCUAUGAAAGCUAUUUUUGACGAGUUCAAAAUUGGAAUGAGAGUCUGUAUCAUUGACAACCUGAUAAAUGGCAAAGAGCAACAAAUAGCAGGUGUGUUGAGAUACCUGUUACCGUCCCAAACCACAGGUGAAACCCUAGCUGGUGUUGAAUUGGAUUAUCCUGUGGCAGGUUUGAAUUACAGUGGAAUAUUUCAAGAUCAAAAAUAUUUUGACGCUCGACCAAAUGUUGCACUUCUUUCAUUGGACUUUGUGAUGCCAUUGAAUUUAAUUGAAGGUGAAAAGUCAAACAAACCAAAAUUAUUUGACCAAGUUAAAUCAUAUUUCAUAUCUGAUAGUAAAAAAGAAGGAUCUCAAAAUACUUCUUCAUAUGGCUGGGUAGAGGUAGUGGCAGGUAGAGGAAAAGGCAAGAGUAAAGCACAUGCUCCAGAAGUGCAGUCAAUUACAACAAUUGAUGAUGAGCUGCUAUUGAAGAUUGCAAAAAUUAUUGAUGAGAAUUGGUUUUUAAUGGGCAGAAUACUUGAAGUUAAUCCAAAAAAACUUGAAGCAAUAAGCAAGAAGGCUUCUUAUUUUGAUGUCAAAGCAUUUCAAAUGCUUUGUACAUGGCAGUCAGAAAAGGCUGACGUGACAGACAAACUUGGUGUCAUUGCUCGUACAUGUAAGGAUAUUGGCAACAUGGAUCUUUAUUAUGAUUUACUUCAAGGUGUAGACGAUGAUAUUCUGGAAUUUGUUGCACAAGAGGCUUACCACAAAUGGGAUACUCUUGCGGAAAAGUUGAAUUUAUCUGCUGAUAUUAUUGCUCAAAUCUGUAAAAAGCAAAAAACUGAAUACAAAGCAAUGUGUAUUGAAGUCCUGUUUAUCUGGAGGACUAACCAACCGGCUGUCUCAGAUAAGGUGUCGUUCCUUGCGUCUGUUCUCGAUCAACUUGGCUUUCAACGUGUGGCAACAUUUUUGAUCCAAGGGUUAGACGAUGUUUUUCUACAGCAGCUGUCUGUUGAGAUUUCAUCAUCAUGGGAGGGUGUUGCUAUGGAGCUUGGCAUGACAAAAAAAGAGAUUGAAGAAAUUAAAUAUGACCAAAUUAUGGACAAGUCCAAACAGGCUUAUGAAGCCUUCAUUAAGUGGAAAAAACGACAAUCAUCUGAAGUGGAUAAACUUGGCAUACUGGCCAAGGCUUUGAAGAUCAAAGGACAAGAUGAUUUAGCCAACCAUUUGCUUGGUGGUCUCGAGGAUGGUGCCAUUCACCUACUUUUAGUCCAGCUUAGAAAAAUUAAAGUUGAUAAAGAAACAUUAUAUAGAGUUCUGAAUUUCAAGGAAUCACAUUUAAGAUAUUUUCAGCGGAAGUUUGUAAAUGAGUUUGCUCUAAUGAAAGCAAUGUUGUUUGCCUGGAGGGCUCAGUUGGAUCGCACUAAGGAUAAAAAACAGGAGUUGGUAAAGUUACUUGGCAGUAAUGGUUUCACAGACGUCCUCAAAAAUGUGUUUUCAGGUAAUGACCAACUAGAAAAAAUGGACACUGACUAUGUCGAAAUAGACUAUGCUGAUGCCGACCAGGUUUCAGAUGAAAUUAUUGAAAUAAUUGCAGAAGCUCUAAUUGAAAUAGAUGUUACAGCAUUGAAAACUUACUUGAAAAUACCCAAAAGUAGCUCAUCUACACAUGACCUAAAAGAUUUUGAAUUAGAAGCACGUCAUUUAUUGAUCCAAUCUAGGGAACAGCAUAAAGGUAACUUCAAGUCUGUUCUUGCUGAAACACUUGAAAACAUUCAUAGAAAGGAUUUGGCAGAUAUGUUGAAAGAUAAACCUAAAUCUCCGGAAAUUGAAACAAAACCUAUAAAAGCUUCCAAGUCAGAUGAUAUGGCAGUAAGUAGACCACCCUCAGAACCGAAAUAUGUAAGUAGAGUCACCUCAGAACCUAAACAUAAUUUUAGUGUUGGAUCAAUGGUUGAAGUUCAUGUCGCUGGAAUACCCAUGUACGGUGUUGGA